AUGUAUUCUACUCCAGUUGCCGGUAGAUCUGUCGACAACCUUGCGCCAUUGUCUCCCGGAGGCCGAGCGGACUAUCCAUUCCACAGCAGUCGAAUAGCCCAGGGCCACCCGCGGCCGCACUCAAGACGAAGUUCUACAGCCAGCUCAAUUCACUCAAUAGGAGGGGCUCUAGAUACGGCAUUGAGCGGUGGCAAUGGCGCUGUAUACGAAUCUGGGCAGAAUGCCAUCUCAACACUGCUGCAACCCCCUAUUGUACGGACAGGCCUCCAGCCUCAUACAUCAGCGCCAGCAUCGAGCAAUCAUAAACCACCUACCGCAAGGGAUAUCCCACCUGUCACGUUGACCAACAUCCCGAAGAUUGACCCCGAGGAGUUUGGGCCGUAUCUCUCUCAGAUCAGUACCCUCUACGAACAGCUUCGCCGAGUGAAGGAAAAUGAGGAGGAAGAGAAUGCCAUUCGUCGAGGCAGUAAACAAGAUGAACAGUCGGAAAGCGCUGGCGACGGUCUUUUGCGGCCUGGAGCUAGAAACCGCCUUCCUCGAAAGGGCUCUACGGCGUCUUUGUCCUCUCUGAACUCGGUAGACACAGUCAGCUCCUUGCGAAGACCGUCAGUGCUUAGCCGCAAAGCUACCCAAGGACCUCCUCCCUUGUCAACAAUUCCCACCGUGUACUUCGACGACGACUUUCACCUUGAAAAUCCUCGAACCUUUGACGUUGUUAGCGAGCGAUCCGAAGUAAUACAAAAACAUAAGGACGAGGGGAAUGGGAAUGCGGUGGCUCCAAGAAAGACGCUCGCGACCAACGCUAUUCUGCAGGAGAAGCUCUCUUGGUAUAUGGAUACUAUUGAAAUCCAUCUUAUCAAUUCUAUUUCUACUGCAUCCACCACUUUCUUCACAGCGCUUGGAUCCUUGAAGGAGCUCCACUCUGAAGCGGCUGACUCCGUAGUACGGAUCAAGGCUCUGAGGAAAGAGCUAGAGGCUCUAGAUGAGAGAGUCGCAGCAAAUGGCCUGAUGAUGGUUCAAAAGCAGCGACGGCAGGAAAAUCUUCGACAGCUCAGCGAUGCGGUAUGGCAGCUCAGGCUCAUCACCGAAGGCGUAGCGAGUUGCGAGUCUCUUGUAGAUGCUGGCGAAGUGGAGAAAGCAUUGGUCAGUAUCGGCUCUUUGGAACUUUUGAUAGCUGGUGAACGCGACGAGUCUGAGCAGGGCGAGAUGCCUCAGCUGCGAGAUCUUAGGUCCGCUUCAGCUCUACAAGGAGUUAAUUCAGACCUCACUCAGCUCCGGUUUCGCAUCGGCAAAGCAUUCGAAUCUCAGUUCUCUUCCAUGCUGUCCUCCGAUGUCCGCAAGCAUGUCGAAUCUGUCUCAUCAGCCGACGUUUUGAUUCGAUGGAGCAAUGCAGCACCAAAGGCAAGAGGAGGCAGUUAUCCAAGGUCACCGUCUGUGUUUCCCACAUACCUGGCUGGUACAGACGAAUUGAAGGCCCAGAUGCUACCCGUCAUGACUGGCUUACAUCGCGCACAUCAUAUAGCGAUUGCUGCGACUGCUUACCGAGAAGACAUUCUUCGCGAGAUUCGAAACUUGAUUCGUCGACCCCUGCCAAGUUCCAACGACGAUGAUAAUAUGUCUAUGAUGUCCAUAUCUACUGCAAGCGGAGGAAGACAUCUAUCGAGCCAAGAGAAGUCCGCUAAUCUAGCUCGUAAUUUGCGAGCGCUAGAUCCGGAAGACGCCGAGGCACUUCUCACGAAGAUAUACAUUGGUGUCACAGAGACGCUGAGGCGAGCAUCAACACAAAUCAAAGUCUUACUAGACAUUGCUAGCUCGCUUUCAGACCAGCCUAGUGGUAGCGAUGGAUUAAAGUCACCACCAAUACGAUCUCCCUUACCCAGUCCUCGAUAUGAUCGACAAGAUUAUAUGCAGCAGCCGUCUGCUUUUGCAAUUCAAGAAGAGCUUCACAAAGCGAUCGACAUGGGAAGUUUGCUAGCCCAAGCCGUUGAUCUAGCGAACGAAAAGAUUGUGAAGAUUCUCAAAGUUCGGUCAGAGCAGGCUGUCCACUUGCCACUUGACCUAUUCCUGCGUUACUUCAACCUGAACCUGUACUUUACGUAUGAAUGCGAGGCCAUUUCUGGGAGGAGCUGCACUACAUUGAAGACAGUGGUUAAUAACCACAUCAAGGACUUUGUGCAAAAGUAUCGCGAUGCCCAAAUGCAGAAGCUUGCGCAGGGAAUGGAAUCGGAUCAGUGGAGCUCUAAAGAUUUUACAGAUGAGAACACACAGCUCUUGAAUCGGAUUCUAGAAUGCAGCACCCAAGAUAUAGAGGCUUGGACUGAGAGUAGCAAGAUAUGGAUUCCGUAUGAAACUCCAAAGAAGCUCAGCUUGGAUGCUGCCGCGGGGACGAAUGGUGCUGGCAAAGAAAAGGUUCGCAAUGCCAUCAUCGAGUCUGAGAAAUUCGUGCUUCCCAAUUCCGCAAUUCUAUGUCUUGAUGGCAUGGGAGAUUUCCUACAGUUGAUCGCUGGAAUACCUUCCAUGACGACAGACAUUGCAACGUCUCUGGUGACAUAUCUACAACUCUUCAACUCGCGGUGCACACAGCUCAUUUUAGGGGCUGGUGCAACUCGAUCCGCUGGCCUGAAGAAUAUCACGGCUAGGCACUUGGCUCUUGCAUCUCAAGCCCUGGCGUUCAUGGCGACCUUGGUGCCUCACGUACGAGAGUACGUUCGUCGUCAAGCUGGUUCUGGGGGAAACGUCACUAAUCUCAUGGGAGAGUUUGACAAGAUUCGACGACUGUUUGAAGAACACCAAGAUAGUAUUCAUCAAAAGCUGAUCGAAAUUAUGCGUGGGCGAGCUGCGAAUCAUGCAAAGAGCAUUCGAAGCGCCACCUGGGGUGCUGAUACUUCCGAGGGAAAGCAUUCGUUCAUUCAGAAGCUGGCUGAGGAGACAACAACGCUACACCGUGUCUUGACGAAACAUCUUCCCGAAACAUCGAUCCAGGCUAUCAUGGUGCCAGUAUUUGCAAGCUAUAAGACUCAACUAGGAGAUGCCCUACGACAAGCAACUGUGGGAACGCAAGCUGGUCAAUCGCGCAUGGCCGAGGAUGUGGACUUCUUUAUUAAUAAGUUGCAAAAAGUCGACGGAUUUGGCGAUACCGGUGACUUCCUCAUGGGUAUUGUUAAAUCAAAAGCAGUUGCGACAACCUCGUCCACCACAGCCAAUGGUGCUACUGGUUCCAAUACAGAGGAGAAGACUGAGCCAGAGAAAAAGACAUCUUCUGAAGAAACAGCACAGGACUAA
This is a messenger RNA of Trichoderma gamsii, 3282 nucleotides long. RefSeq lists its product as hypothetical. NCBI's taxonomy places the organism in Eukaryota, Fungi, Ascomycota, Sordariomycetes, Hypocreales, Hypocreaceae. The transcript has 4 exons. Bases 1 to 3282 code for a protein of 1093 amino acids. The record is from RefSeq and is a predicted model, not a curated record. Gene Ontology annotation, molecular function: syntaxin binding. Gene Ontology annotation, cellular component: GARP complex. Gene Ontology annotation, biological process: retrograde transport, endosome to Golgi; Golgi to vacuole transport.